AUGCCAUUUUCUGGUGAAUAUUUGCAAACUGUUUUAGUAUUUGGAGAAUGGUAUUAUAUUUAUGAUACCUUCAUGAUUUACAAAUUUUUAUCUUUAGGAAAAAAAAUUGUGUACCCAAAAGAAGCAUCAAAUAUACAUUAGAUGCUGUUGAAAAAGGUCAACAUAGCAAUGCUGGUUCCAGCUCUAGUAAAUCUAUUAGUCAAGUUCGAAAGCCUUCCUCAAUACAACGUCGAUUCCCUCAAAAUACUCUAUUGUCGCUCAUCGCCUUUGCAUCCAAAAAUUGAAAACGAAGUCAAGAAAAGAUUUCCGAACCUAAAAAAGGUGCUACAAGGCUAUGGAAUGACGGAAAGAGGCGAAGUGACGUCAGAAACUUGGUGUAACAAGGAAGCGCCUGGCAGCGUUGGUAUGGCUGCCCCUGGUAUUAUUUUAAAAGUAGUGCAACUGAAGACGAAUAAAAUUGUAGGGCCCAAUGAAGAGGGUGAAAUUCGUAUAAAGGGUCCUGGUCUUAUGAAGGGCUACUUAGGGAUUGAUCCUUCUCAGUAUUUAGACGAAGAGGGUUUUCUCAAAACUGGAGAUCUGGGGUACUAUGAUAAUGACAAAUACUUUUAUGUCAUUGAUAGAAUCAAAGAAAUCAUAGCCUUUAGGGGAUAUAAGGUACUCCCGUUGGAACUAGAAACAAUUCUCCAAGUUCACCCAGAUGUUCAGGAAGCUGGUGUUGUAGGAAAAUCUGAUCCCGAUGAUAUUGAAUUGCCGACCGCAUUUGUAGUAAAGAAACAAGGUUCAAGCAUCACACAACAGGAACUAGUGGAUUACAUAGCUGAAGAGGUACCUCCAUACAUGCUGCUAAAAGGUGGUGUAAUAUUUACAUCGAAACUGCCGAGAAACUCCCGAGGAAAACUUUUGCGUCGCGAAUUAAGGGAACUGUUGACUCGUUCAAAAGAGUACUGCGAGGUAUUUUGGCUGUGGCUCAUGACUUUAGGCGAAGGGAAAGAAGGUAGAACUGGUUUAGAGUUUGCAAAUUACUACAUGGGCACCUCCAUGAAGACAUUGUACGUAUUUGUUAAAGACCAGGCCGAGUACACUUCAGUUGAAUCUGAUGACAAUAAAGAAGCUGACAAAGACGAGAAAUUAGUUAACGAAUCAGAUGAAAAUGAUGAUGUGGCUGCGAGUUCUGACUCGGAAGAUAGAGCGCACCGAAGCACUAAGGGUAUAAAUCCCGAAGAAUUUGAACCAGAACGAAUACCUACAGGAGUUCAUGGUCGUGGAAGAGAAUCUGACAGUGAUUCAGGUAUAUUUGCAUUUAACAUGCGUUUUGUUUAA
Messenger RNA from Zerene cesonia (dogface butterfly), 1320 nucleotides. RefSeq names its product luciferin 4-monooxygenase-like. Gene Ontology annotation, biological process: long-chain fatty acid metabolic process; fatty-acyl-CoA biosynthetic process. The transcript has 13 exons. NCBI's taxonomy places the organism in Eukaryota, Metazoa, Arthropoda, Insecta, Lepidoptera, Pieridae. The record is from RefSeq and is a predicted model, not a curated record. Gene Ontology annotation, molecular function: long-chain fatty acid-CoA ligase activity.